CACUCACUCUCACCCGCAAUUCGGAGUUGGGUUCAUUCCGCGAUGGACACCGACCUCGGCCGUAUCUACCAAAUAGUCCACGAGCUCAGCGAGCAGCUUGCCCAAAACCAAAAGACAACAGCCGCGCUUCAAUCCCAGGCCACCGCACUAAAGGGUCAGGCCGAACAAUCUGGCUCUGGCUUUGCUCUCAGAAGAUUCAAUACUGAUAUCGCCAAUGAAACCUUCGAAUCCGAGCUAGAGCGCAUGAACGCGCACAUUGUGAUAGAAAACCAGACUCUUCUGCACGAGAACAAGCAAUUGAGCAUUCUUCUCAAAGAAUACGAAGGCACCCUCGAGACAGUAAUGGCAAAAUUCCGCAACCACGCCCUUGCAUCGCAGCAAUACGAGCUGAACCUCACACGGCACUACGAAGCUUUGCUUCUCACUCGGGAAACACAGACCCUCUCACACGACCUUGCUUCCAGCUCCGAGAUUACCCACUCCGUCCAACGCAUUGCCCAUUUACUGCGUGCAACUCUCCAAGUUAUGGCCGGCGAAGACCCCGACCCAGAACUCGAAUACGAGGCAGGCGAAUACAUCGACCCAAACGAGCUUCUUUCGCUUGUCGACGCUCUUGAUAACCCAGAAGAUUGGGCUGUCGAACGCGAGGCAGAGAUUUCUCGGCUGGAGCAAGAAAAUGCUGCGUUACGGAGGAUGCUGGGAAUUGAUCCAGAGACCUUAGAGGCGAAUGGGGUCAGUGUGGAGGUGGAUCGGGAGCCGGCGCGAUAUGCCUUGAUGUUGUCAAGAAGACGAAGCGCGAGUGGAGACGGGCCACGAAUGUCUUAUUGGGACAAUGGUCAGGCUCAACAACAACAAACUCAGCAGCAGCAACAGCAACAGCAACAGCAACAAAUGCAGCAACAGCAGCAACAACAACGGGCUAUGGAUAUGCAACCAAUGAUGCGUGCUGGACAAGCAAAUCGCCGACCGGGCAUGUUUGGCGCUGGGGCGGGGCGGGGCGUUAUUCCCGGUGCUAUGGGAGCUCCUCCUCAAGGGCCAAUGUGGAAUCCACCGCCAACUUGGCAGCCCCCUCCCGAGUUCAGUCGAUGA
Mycena indigotica is the source of this 1089-nucleotide messenger RNA. RefSeq lists its product as uncharacterized. The record is from RefSeq and is a predicted model, not a curated record. The transcript is spliced from 3 exons. NCBI's taxonomy places the organism in Eukaryota, Fungi, Basidiomycota, Agaricomycetes, Agaricales, Mycenaceae. The coding region runs from base 43 to 1089 and encodes 348 amino acids.